AACAUGCUCGCGCUCCUCCUGCUCGCGCUGCCCGCCCUCGCGCUCGAGCUCACGGGCCAGCUCGUGAACUCGCCGACGCUAAACACCUCGACGAUCCCGCUCGACGCCUACGUCGAUCUGGACUUUGGCCGCGCAACCGCCCCCUUCCGCGCCGACGGGAGCUUCACCUUCGGCGACGUCGCGCCCGGCCAGCACAUCGUGCGGCCCAUGGUGCGCGGAUACACCAUGACGGACCUCAUGGUCACCGUCGGCGACGACGGCGCACACGUCCAAGCCUUCAUCCCCGGCAAACAGGCGCUGCCUGUGUCGUCGGCGUCGCUCGAGUUCCCGCUCCGUGUCGGCGCGGCGUACGCGCAGUCGUACUAUACCGAGGCGAAUGCGAUGAACAUCCUCGAGAUGCUCAAGUCGCCCAUGGUGCUCAUGAUGCUCGCAUCGGGCGUGCUGGCGUUUGCCGUGCCCAAGAUGACCGCCGGCAUGGACGACCCCGAGUUCGCGGCAGAGAUGGUCGCGCAGCGCAAGCGCAUGAACGCCGCGUCGCAGAUGGACUGGACUGGAGCCCUCGCGAGCCGCCUUGCUGGCGAGCAGCCGGAGGGCGGGAGCGUUUUGCCCGCGGGCGCCGCCGUCGGCGCAAGUGGCGGAACGGCGUCGCCCGGGCCUGGAGCUGCGCGGACAGCGGCGCGCGGGGGCGCGGCGAAGCGCGGUGCUGCCAAGCGGCGAUAGGCUCGGUGAUGCCGAAAGUGGACACCGAGUGCGGAGAGACUGUUGGCUCGGGACAUCGGUGCGGCAUUGCUCUGGGUCCUCUGAUGCUGCUGGAACGAUGGCAUCUCUAUCUCUCGAUUCUUGCGGAUACUGCGGAAACUGAUGGCUGCGCCAAGCUGCGCUGGUGCUACUGACACUGGUCAUCGAGGGGAGCGACGAGAAUGCGAUGGCCAUCGGGUCCCGCUUGGGACAGUGUCUCCGGGUC
Molecule: messenger RNA, 964 nt
Organism: Cutaneotrichosporon oleaginosum
Lineage: Eukaryota; Fungi; Basidiomycota; Tremellomycetes; Trichosporonales; Trichosporonaceae
Source: RefSeq, a predicted model, not a curated record